ACAGACUCCGAGACUCAGGCCCGCCCGCCUGGCCCUGCUACCCAAUCACCACGCGCCUUCCCGACAAGUGCCGGCGAGACCCCGCGAGAUUCCCUCACCUCACACAACCCUCACCUCGAAUGGCCGCACCUUCUUCACCUUACUGGCCAAUCGCAUAGCGCCGUUUCUCCCAACUGACCAACCGGCUCUCCCCACAGCUAAAACCCACCCCCAAAAAGGUCACCGGGCCAAUAGAGCUUGAAGGCGGGAACUCAAGUUGACUGACAGCCCUUCUCACGAGUGACGGAUGCUGAUGGAGCCGUCGUUCUUCAAAUCGUAACGGGGAGAUUUCCCGUGACGGAUCAGGAAGCGGCUUGUGCCACCUUCCGCGGAGGCCAGACGACCAGUCAGAGGCAGGGAUGGCGCGAUGAGCAGGCGAAGCAGCCAAUCCGAGAGGAGGGAGGGCGGGGUGAGAACUGAUCUAAGCUGGAUAUCGAAGACCCUGAAAUGUCUUAUCGGCUAUUUGGAAGGGGGAACAAAAGAGUUCAGAUGGUUGACAAAGUUACAGGUAUAAGCAACUGAAAUCUUAACAUGACAAUGGCUCCAUUACCGGGGGCAGAAUUAGUCCAGAAGCCUUUGCAGUUAUACCGCUACCUGCUUCGAUGUUGUAAGCAGCUUCCUACAGAAAAUAUCCAACAGCAUUACAGACAUGCAAUCAGACAGAGUUUCCGAGUUCACGCAGAUGAAGACAGUCCUGAGAGAAUCCAGCAGAUUAUUAAGCGAGCCAUUGAAGAUGCUGACUGGGUCAUGAAUAAAUAUAAGAGACAGAAGUAGAAAGAAGGGGAUGAAGAGAAGAUGCGCAUCGGUACAGAUCCUCAGACAGAGUCCAGGCAAAUAAACCCAGUUGUUUGUAACCGUGCCAUGUUGUAAACUGUGCCUGCAGCUUCUCCUGGUGUAAAAUGGUCUGUCAUAAUACCUACCUCACUGGGUGUCAUAAGGGUUAAUUCAUCUUUCUGAAGCUCUCUGAGAUAAUUUUAUAGUAAAAAAUCCCUUGGCUAAUGUGUUAAACUUCCCCACUGUUUUUUGGCUGGGGGAGGAGGGAGAGGUGGUGGGAAGCAUAGAGGGAUUUCAGAUCCCAUGUUUUGGGUUGUUUCAUACUAUGAUGGAGACAGGAUAGGGGUCUCAGCAGCCAGCUCCUGCUAGUGGAUAUUAUUACAACAUCAGAGCCUAAGAUUAGAUCAAGAUCUAAAAUGCAUCAAAGUUUCGUAGGGUUGAGGUUUUUAUCUGCUGUCUAUUAAUAAUAGCCGGACCCAACCAAUCUAAUAUCUAUUUUGUUUAUUAAUAGUGGCAAUCCUGCACUGCUGUUAUAAUUCAGUGGCCUACCAGGAGGUGAAUAAAUUGGAUACCGGCAUUUGCUCCAGACUAAAGAAAUAGGGCGAUCUACUGACGACACCAAGGAAAUUCAAAGUCUAGCCCUUGACUAGUUCUAAUAACCUAGCUCAGUAUAUGCUGCCAAGAGUAUGUAUGUUUGCCCUCAGUUACACCCGCCAAUGGGGGAGGCUUACAUGCAUGUAACUGAUGGCAAAAUAAUUGGCCCGGGGUAUCUAAGAUUCUCUUCACCCACCCACCUCAAUGAAAGCAGACAGACGCUGCUUCUGCCAUGCAGACACAGGAAAACAAAGGAAGGAUGAAACUUCUCUGCCUUGUGGGUUUGUCAUACCCUGCUAGAUUAUGUGAACGUCAUUUUUUGAUGGUUGCUUUUAGUUAUUCUCAAUGUUUCUACAAAUUCCCUUUAAGUUUGACAACAGGAACCUGACUUUGCAUGGUCAGAACGGUUACACUGACACGUCUUGCCUAACUAGUACCUGGGUGUUGGGAGAGACAUUUAAGUUUUAUUUAAUACCUGAGGGGAAAAAUAAAACAAACACUGUAUGAACAAGAUGCAUCUGUAUCGGCCUUGCCUUUGUAUAUUUGCAGUAUAACAGCGGAAAGUAUUGUGUUUUGAAGUGUAAUAGAAAUGAAGUAAUUUCCUGAUAAUAAGCACACAUUAUGGCAUUGAAAAUCAUUGGCAUACAUGCUGCGUUAUGGACAAAAGAUCACCAGGCUCUUGCCUCAGACAAUUUAACACGUGACCGAGCAUAAAUAUAUAUGAUUUAAGAUGGAACUGACUGACAGACACCCACUGUAGGCCAUAGCAAACUCUUGGUAGACUGAUAGAUUUCAGUGCGGGUUGGAUUGGACACAUGGGCCCUGAUUCAGCAAAGCAUGUAAGUAUUUUAUUAACUUUAAGCUGAUUGAUCCAUGUUCAGCAAUGAACUGCAUAAAUUGUAGUGGAUGUAAGUACUGUACAUGGUCAGCUGCCUUGCUGGAUCAAGCCACCAGAGAGAUGAUGUGGGUGUUAAUCCUUUAGUCCUAAUCUCUCGUUUUGGGGAGAACACAGUCUGUUCAGUUAGGAGGUGUGUGUGUGUGCACCCGUGUGAGGCAGUGCUCAGUAAUACAACAUAGUAUAUUUCACAGUACAGCCAAUUUAUAAAGGCCUUUGCAGUUUAUUUAUUUUAACAUGCUGUAAGUAAGUGUUUCCUUACGAAAACAGCCUCCUACGUGUCUUAAAAAGCAGGCCUCCUCCUGCUGCCAUCAGAUAAACCUCCUAUGGAGGAAGCACAUGAGAAA
Mauremys reevesii (Reeves's turtle) is the source of this 2649-nucleotide messenger RNA. It is a transcript of the gene LYRM9, whose product is annotated as LYR motif containing 9. The transcript is spliced from 5 exons. The record is from RefSeq and is a predicted model, not a curated record. Lineage: Eukaryota; Metazoa; Chordata; Testudines; Geoemydidae. The coding region runs from base 571 to 813 and encodes 80 amino acids.